Messenger RNA from Paraglomus brasilianum, 276 nucleotides. Lineage: Eukaryota; Fungi; Glomeromycota; Glomeromycetes; Paraglomerales; Paraglomeraceae. The record is from the annotation of a GenBank genome assembly.
AUGUCUCAAAACACGCACCAAAAUGUAGAGCUUUUUUCCAAAACAACACGUGGUAGAAAAUCUAGAACUAUUUCCAAGGUGUUAGAUUUUACGGGACGUGAUCCGGUUAUGGUGGUGAAUGAUUUACAAAAUGCAACUACCAACUACAAAGAAGAGGUCAAUAUUGUUAAUAAUGGUACUAAAAGAGAAGAGUUCAGACAUAUGUCGGCAAAACAAUUAAGAUAUUAUGCCGAAUUAUUUGCAACAAAAGUACAUGAAAUGAAUCAUGUUGACUAA